Molecule: messenger RNA, 5286 nt
Organism: Ictidomys tridecemlineatus (thirteen-lined ground squirrel)
Lineage: Eukaryota; Metazoa; Chordata; Mammalia; Rodentia; Sciuridae
Gene: Kif6
Product: kinesin family member 6
Biological process (GO): microtubule-based movement
Molecular function (GO): microtubule binding; ATP binding; microtubule motor activity
Source: RefSeq, a predicted model, not a curated record
UGUUGCUAAGGCUGAGGGGAGCGGGAGGUGGUGGGAGUAACAAGUUUUGGAAGCUAAGGCCUGAAAUAGGUCAAGGGUCAGUGCAGAGCCAGGGAAGAGAUGGUGAAGCAGACGAUCCAGAUUUUCGCGAGGGUAAAGCCCCCUGCUCGGAAGCAGCAAUCAGGGAUUUAUUCCAUAGAUGAUGAUGAAAAUUUAACACCUUGCUUGGAAAUUAUCAUACCUCGUGAUCUGGCAGAUGGAUUUGUGAAUAAUAAGCGAGAAAGCUACAAAUUUAUAUUUCAGAGGAUUUUUGAUCAAGAUGCAAAGCAAGAGAUCAUUUUUGAAAACAUUGCCAAACCAGUUGCUGAGAGUGUGCUGGCAGGUUACAACGGUACCAUCUUUGCAUAUGGACAAACGGGCAGUGGCAAGACAUUCACUAUCACAGGUGGGGCUGAGCGUUACAGUGACAGAGGCAUUAUCCCAAGGACGCUGUCAUACAUUUUUGAGCAGUUACAAAAGGACAGCAGCAAAAUAUAUACAACACACAUUUCCUACUUGGAAAUCUACAAUGAAUGUGGUUAUGAUCUAUUGGAUCCAAGACAUGAAGCCUCCAGAUUGGAAGAUUUGCCGAAAGUGACACUAUUGGAGGACACUGAUCAGAACAUUCAUCUGAAAAACCUGUCUCUGCAUCAAGCAACAAACGAGGAAGAAGCUCUGAAUUUGCUCUUCUUAGGAGACACCAACAGAAUGAUUGCAGAGACUCCCAUGAACCAAGCCUCGACCCGUUCCCACUGCAUCUUCACCAUUCACUUGUCAAGCAAGGAGCCAGGCUCUGCAACUGUCCGGCACGCCAAGCUCCACCUGGUUGACCUGGCUGGCUCUGAGCGAGUUGCCAAGAGUGGCGUAGGGGGCCAGCUUCUGACCGAGGCCAAGUAUAUCAACUUGUCACUGCACUACUUGGAGCAGGUCAUCAUUGCCCUUUCAGAAAAAAACCGUUCGCACAUUCCUUACAGGAACUCCAUGAUGACCAGUGUCCUGAGAGACAGUUUGGGAGGGAACUGCAUGACCACUAUGAUUGCAACGCUGUCUUUAGAGAAAAGGAAUAUCGACGAAUCUAUAUCUACCUGCAGAUUUGCACAACGAGUGGCACUCAUAAAGAAUGAAGCUGUUCUUAAUGAAGAAAUCGAUCCCAGAUCGAUGAUUAUAUGCCUUCAAAAGGAAAUCCAGGAACUGAAGGAUGAACUGGCCCUUGUCACUGGGGAGCAGAGGACAGAGGCACUCACAGAAGCAGAGCUCCUCCAGCUGGAAAAACUAAUAACAUCCUUUUUGGAAGACCAGGAUCCACAGAGUAGACUAGAGGUUGGAGCUGAUAUGCGUAAAAUUCAUCACUGUUUUCAUCAUUUAAAGAAACUAUUGAAUGACAAGAAGAUCCUCAGGAACAGUACAGUCUCCUCUGAAAUCAAAGAGCCAGACUGCCAAGAACCAGUGAGAGAGGAAGAAUAUAAAAAGCUACGAGACCUUCUAAAGCAGAGGGAUAAUGAAAUCAAUAUUUUAGUCAACAUGUUAAAAAAGGAAAAGAAGAAAACUCAGGAUGCUCUCCACUUCUCUAGUGUGGACAGAAGUGAAAUCAGACUCGUCCAGAGCUCACCCUUCCCACCUGGAAACCCAGAAGGUCAGAGGACAUCACUGCUCUCAGCCCCGACACAGUCCCAGGAUUGCAGCAUGCUCAGGAACAGAUCCAGUUUGCUCCACAAAAAGUCAGGGAUGAGAGAGGAAAUGUCAUUAGGACGCCAGGAGGCUUUUGAAAUAUUCAAGAGGGACCAUGCUGACAGCGUUACCAUCGAUGACAACAAACAGAUUCUGAAACAAAGGUUUUCUGAAGCAAAGGCCUUGGGAGAAAGUAUAAAUGAAGCAAGAAGUAAGAUUGGUCACCUGAAGGAGGAGAUCACCCGGCGGCACAUACAGCAGGUGGCUCUAGAAGUCUCAGAAAACAUGGCCUUUCCCUCGACACCAGGCCAGGAAGACAGACUGCGAUCACAACUGGAGGAAGAGAAGAGAAGGUACAAAAUUAUGUUCACCCGCCUGAAGGCCCUGAAGGUGGAGAUCGAGCACUUGCAGCUGCUCAUGGACAAAGCCAAGGUGAAGCUGCAGAAAGAGUUUGAAGCCUGGUGGGCAGAAGAGGCCACUCACCUGCAGGUAAAUUCUCCAGCAGUGAAUUCACUGGAUCACGCGAAGCCCUCUCCCCAGAGCUCUGAAUCCCAGCAGGACCAGUCCCAGCUUCUCUCCAGCCAGAGGCUGGCACCAGAAACCGCUCGGAAGCCCUGGGAACUGGCCACUGUUCUCCAAAGGCAAACGCGCACAGCCUGCCACCUUGUGGCUGCCUCCAGUCCUGCAGUAGCCCUCGCCCGACACAGCACAGACCCAGCUUCUCCAAGUGCCCUGAGUGCCAGAAAAGUCUCGCCCUCGCCCUGCCCCAGCCCGCGCAGCCCCGAGCAGAGCAGCACUGGCACCUGGCUGGAAGGCAGCAUCCCUGAGAGGACAACUUCGUCUGUCCCUCUCACCGGAGACAGCCAGACGGACUCUGACAUCCUGGCAUUCCUCAAGGCCAGGCAGAACAUUCUGCAGAAGAAAUGUCUGGGAAGCAACUGAUUUUCUGAGGAGAGUCCAGCCACGUGCUGCUUCAAGACUGAAGUGCAGACAGAGUCUGGCCUGGGAGCAGCUGGUGAACUUGAACCCAGCAGAGGGGAGCUGUGAUUCUUUAGGGAUGGUGUCCUGGGGGUGGCCAGAGACGCUGGGCCGGGGCUGCAGGUGACAUCCUUCCUGUGGUUGCUGGAGCUGCUGGCAGGAUGAGGCUUCAGCUCGCUCUCAGUGACGUCUCCGUAGAUAACGACAAACUUUUGAGAUUUAUGAGAUCCUAACAUAGUGGCAAGGGAAGCCCACAGUGGUAUGAUGUGGGGGAUAAUAAUCAGUUAAUUUUAGCUACUUACCAGCCCUCUGCCCUGGCCUGGCCCCUAAGUUAGAAGCCCAGGAGUGGCUACGGGCAGUCCAGGCAGGACUGGGGAGCCCCAGGCAAGGCAGCGGAUGGCAGAGCACCUUGAUGGCCUCUCUCGGCCCAAACCCUCUCUCUGAGUGGACAGCUCUCAAGAGCUGAGAGAGGGCAGCUCGGGCACCACAGGACUCAGCCUCCACCCAACCACUUGGGGCUUGGCAGGAUUUGACCAAACUCCCUGUUCACACAGGGAAAGCACGGCUGCCAGGGUCUCGUCUCAGUGAACCGGCCCAGCACUCCAGGCACUGGCCUCAUGACAAACCCGUGGACGGGGCCAGCCCUCAGGAGACCCAGGAGAACUACAGAACUACAGCCUGCAUGGGGGCUUCAACCUAGCUCCAGCUGGGGGGGGAGGGGGGAGUGGGAGGGGGGUGGCGCUGGAAAGGAGCUACCUGAAUAAAAGUGCCUGUCCCUCACUCCUAGAGUCUGUCCUGUACGUAGAGGACCUGGGGACCCUGGAGGGAGAGCAGAGAGAGAAUGCGGAUAAUUGGUUUGUUUGGGUUUUUUUCUCUCUUUUAGAACUGGGUAAAAAGAGUCAUGAGGGACGAGAGGGAUUUGUUCCAUCUCAAAGCCAGCCAGGCCCACAGGGCUGCUGUAGGUCACGCCCUGGCUCACACCAUUAGAAAGCGGAAGCAAAGGGAGACGCGUCUUGCUGCUCCACAGCCAGUGUCCCUCACCAGCCCACCCAGAGAGACCCCCGUCCCCUUACUGUUUCCUUUUCUUUAUCACCAACAGACAUAUUCUCCUUCUUUUCUCGCCUAUUUUUAAAUGACCUUCCACCCCUAGUACUGAAAGCCCCAGGACAACAGGGACCUCUUCCUCUUGCUCCUUACUGUGUCCCCAGCACAGAAUCGGUGUUCAAUAAAUAGUCCCUCUGUUCACAGGUGACAGAACCAGAAUGCAGCUUGCCCUCAGGCUCCCUGUACUUCCCUCUGGCUCAGUGAGUGAGCCCCAAUGUGGUGGGGAACACCUCCUGGUCCUCGUGAUUCUAGGACACACCGAAAGUCCUUAGUAAAGUCUGUAGAACCAGGGGAAGACCAUACAGAGCCCUGACAACCUGAUUCUAGAAGGUUCUCCGAGAGCCCAUGGCGUACACAUAUUGAUGCACACACACACACACACACACACACACACACACACACACACACACUCAGGAGUCCUGAAGAUGGUGUGGAACCUACCAGCACACUCUCUGGAAACAGCACCAGUGUUCCUGGCAGCCUUGAGCUGGCUAGAGUCUGUUGACUUUAGCUCUCCCGCUGAGACGUUAUCUUCUGGAUCCAAAGGCUUUAUUGACAGAGAUGUGUGGUUUGGCCCCACGGCCCCAUGCAGGGUGUGAACCAGCCUCCUGGAACAGUCUCUGUGGGCAGGGAGGAAAUGGAGAAGAGAGAAAAACACACAGGUAAUCUGGGGCCACUGGAUCUUGCUGAUCUAGUCAUAUGCAAAGCAUGCAUGGGAACUGGUGAGGAAGCUCCCCACUCCAAAAGGCCUGUCCCUGGUCCCUGUUCCUCCCGGGAAGCUGAGCCUGGGGGAGGUGAUGGUAGUCCAGCGUGCAUCUGCACCCAAGGAUGCAGCUGGCCUCUGGGAUGGGAGGAACAGGCGAAUGCUGAGGUAGGUUGCUCCGGCAGUCCACUGGGCUCAGGGGAACCAGGAAUCAUAAGAAGUCUCUGAGUUCACUCAGGCCCAAAUGAAGAGUGUUUCAAAAUGUUUCUGGAAAGCAGCCGGAUGGGUGACUCCAGCCCCAUCCCAGCUAGAAUUCCCUUGGCUCUAUGUUCCCUGUACAGGACGUGGGGGUGGGGGUGAUGGUGAGCUUCCUCAGUUCUAGCCAACAGGGACUUUUAAAAAGCAGAUAGAGAAACUGGUACACUGAAUAAUGAGUCUUCAUACUUUACCAGCUAGAAUAGAAUUGGCAUCCAAAGCUUUGUCGGGGCCUCGUGGAUUGGCGUAUACUUCUCUGCCUUUUAAAUUUUGGCCAUGUGUAUAUAAAGUGUAUUUAGGAUGACAUAAGCAGAAGCCUGAAACAGCUUGCAGGGUUAGGCUGUGAUUUCUUUCACUCUUGUGAUAUCUUGAGAUGAACAGAUCUUGGAUAGCUGCGGCUCUUUCAACCUGGACCUUGGAACAUACGGAGAAGAAAUCUGAGCUGUCUCCAGACUGGAACAGAGCUUCUCAGUCAGUGAAGCCCAGUCCAGAUCAGCUGAAUCACAGUUGACCCAAAGACCUACUGUCUUACAAGAAUAAAUGCUUCUUGGCAUAAACCA